AUGGGUGAAGAAACACCUAAUCAAACUCAUGAAAUAUUAUUUAAUGAUUUCAUACCAUUAUCAUUCAGAAUAACUGUUGCAAUUCAUUUUGGAUUAAUAUUAUGGUUGAUACUAAAUUUGUUAUUAACUAAUUUCACUUCAAUUAAUGUAUUACAUUUAUUAAAAUUAUCAUAUACACCACAUAAUUAUACUCAUUUAGAUGAUCUACUGCAUAACCAAGAUACCAACAUCAACACCAACAACAACCAUAACCAUAACCAUAACCAAAUUGAGUCAUUGGGGGAAUAUGCUGCAUUUUUACCUAGUGAUCCUCAUGAAAAUGAUCGAUUAAUUAAAGGAAUCUGGUCAAAUUUAAAAUUUGUAUCAAUUAUUAAUAUCACUUGUUGGAUAAUUUAUAAAUCAAUUGCUAAUAUUUCUUGGUUAACACCAUUAUUUUAUACAUUACCAUUGGUUUCAUUAUUCAUGACAAUUUAUAAGCUUUUCUUUAAAAACUCAUAUUCUUCACCUGGUCAAAUUAGAAUUUUCACUACGAUUAAAAGAAUCAUUAGGGGUAAUAUUAAUAGUCAAACCAUGAGAACUAAUGACAUUUUAAUAAGUGAUAGUUUAGUUUCAUAUUCUCGAGUGAUAAAUGAUUUAGGUUUAGUAAUUUGGAAUUAUUGGUUUGAUAGUAAUAUUGGAUAUAAUUAUAAAUUUGAAUCGAUGAUAUUAUCAAUUCCUACUUGGAUUCGUAUUAAACAAUGUUGGUAUGAAUAUAAAUUGACGGGGAAAAUUCAACAUUUAUUUAAUUUAAUUAAAUAUUCUACUGGGUUAGGACCAUUGUUGAUUAAUGUAUUACUUAAACGAAUGUUAUUGAACGCUACUGAACAAGAAAAAACCAGUGGAGAAUUAUUACUUAAAUUAAAUCAUUUAAAUAAUUGGUUAUAUUUUGCAUUAGCUGUGAAUUCAACUUAUUCAUUUAUUUGGGAUAUUAAAAUGGAUUGGCAUUUAGAAUUAUUUGAUGGGUUGUUCCUGGUAGUUUCUGGAAAGAAAACUUCUCAUUCUGUUGUUUCUGUUUCUAAUUAUCGAUUCCAAAUUUUAAGAAAACAAUUGGCAUUACCAAGACCAAUUUAUUAUAUUGCUAUAAUUAUUGAUUUUAUAUUAAGAUAUAUUUGGAUAUUAAAAUUAUUUAUAAUUAAUGAAGAAUUGAAAAAAGAGAAAAUUAAAUUCAUUUAUAUUUUUUCAACAUUUUUAUUUGGUUAUGAUGCUUAUUCAUUAGGUUAUGCUUUAAUUGAAACAUUAGAAAUUUUUAGACGUUGGAUUUGGUGUUUUAUAAAAUUAGAAUCUGAUUGGGUUGAACUUUAUAAUGAUCAAGAUUUACUGAAUCAAGAUAUUGAAUUGGAAACUAGACUUCCUAAACAAGGUUAA
Messenger RNA from Candida albicans SC5314, 1404 nucleotides. RefSeq names its product Erd1p (gene ERD1). The transcript has a single exon. The record is from RefSeq and is a predicted model, not a curated record. Gene Ontology annotation, cellular component: membrane; cytoplasm. Bases 1 to 1404 code for a protein of 467 amino acids. Lineage: Eukaryota; Fungi; Ascomycota; Pichiomycetes; Serinales; Debaryomycetaceae.